AUGGGCAGUCGAGCGGCAAACGAAAGACCCCAAAGCGCCAAGAUGGCGGCGCCCCUGACAGACGCCGGGGAGUUUGAAAGCUGGCUAAAUGAUCGCUUAGACUCGUUGGAAGUGGAUCGCGAUGUGUACGGGGCGUACAUUUUAGGCAUUCUUCAAGAAGAGGAGAACGACGAGGAGAAAGAAGAUGCGCUUCAGGGGAUUUUAUCGGCGUUUCUGGAUGAGGAUACCAUGGAAGAUGUCUGCAAGCAGAUCAUCAAGCAGUGGACAGAGUUUUCAAGGCAAUCGGCAGCCAGAAAAAAUGCAGAUGCUGAGGUCCAGGCCAUCGCCAGUAUGAUAGAAAAACAGGCUCAGAUUGUGGUGAGACAGAAGGAGGUGACCGAGGAGUCCAAGAAAAGAAAGGAGGCCCUGCUCGCUCAAUAUGCAAACGUAACGGAUGAAGAAGAUGAAGCUGAAGUGGAGGAGCCAGCGAAUGGAAAUGACUUCCCCACAAAUGACAAGUCCUUGUUCAAGAACACCAACGUUGAGGAGGUGCUCAACAGACAAAAACAAAAGCGGGAUCAGGCCCGUGAGGAUUCCCAAAAGAAGAAGGAGGGGGACAAGAUGCAGCGAGAGAAGGACAAACUAGCCAAACAGGAGAGAAAAGACAAGGAGAAGAAGCGUACACAGAAAGGUGAACGCAAAAGAUAAGAGCGGAGAAAGGACAAUUAUUUUUCUGUGCAAGGUUUUGUUAUUUGAACAAAUGAAAUUCUAAAACUGGUCUUUGCCGGUUCAUCAUUCAGACUGGCCUUGUUAAUUACUGCCUGGAUCCCAGGUAGUUCAUUUCCUUAUCAUUUGAGAACAAUGUCCCUGAACAAAACCUUUAGGAGAUGACAGAUGUUUACUGUCAGGCUUCUGCUUGUAAAAUAAAUGAACUUCCAAUACAUCUCACUGUGUUGGUUCAUGUUAAUGCCCACUGUUUCUACACAGCCUCUGAAUAGCAGGGAAUCCUCCCCUUGGUGUUACUUAACCUCAGGUAUACAUGACACAACCAUGUAAAUGUUUGUGUAAUCUUUCAAUAAAAAAAUAAACGGC
Menidia menidia (Atlantic silverside) is the source of this 1071-nucleotide messenger RNA. NCBI's taxonomy places the organism in Eukaryota, Metazoa, Chordata, Actinopteri, Atheriniformes, Atherinopsidae. The record is from the annotation of a GenBank genome assembly.